Dioscorea cayenensis subsp. rotundata (Guinea yam) is the source of this 1249-nucleotide messenger RNA. Its product is annotated as enoyl-[acyl-carrier-protein] reductase, mitochondrial. The record is from RefSeq and is a predicted model, not a curated record. NCBI's taxonomy places the organism in Eukaryota, Viridiplantae, Streptophyta, Magnoliopsida, Dioscoreales, Dioscoreaceae. Gene Ontology annotation, cellular component: mitochondrion. Gene Ontology annotation, biological process: fatty acid metabolic process. The transcript has 10 exons. The coding region runs from base 40 to 1149 and encodes 369 amino acids. Gene Ontology annotation, molecular function: trans-2-enoyl-CoA reductase (NADPH) activity.
UCAGACGAGCAAGAGAGAGAAACCUCUCGCGAACCACGAAUGGCGUCUCUACGGGCAACGCUGCGAGGUCUCGGCGUCUCUCGGCGCGCCGUGUUUCUCAGGGGCAUAACGUCGAACACCUGCCGUGCAUUCUCCACUGGCUUAUCCCCUCCUUCCAAGGGCUUCGUUUACGAGCAGCAUGGGCCCCCGGAUCAAGUCCUCAGGAUGGUUGAACUCCCGCCUGUCCCAGUGAAAGAGAAUGAUGUGUGUGUUAAAAUGCUUGCUGCUCCUAUCAAUCCCUCUGAUAUCAAUCGGAUUGAAGGUGUUUACCCUAUAAGACCUCAAGUCCCAGCAGUUGGAGGUAGUGAGGGUGUGGGGGAGGUGCAUGCUGUGGGCUCUGCAGUAACAUCUCUCUCCGUGGGGGAUCGGGUCAUACCUUGUCCUACAACUUUCGGGACAUGGCAAACUUAUGUUGUAAAAGAGGAGGACGUCUGGCACAAAGUUAGUAAGAAUGUUCCUAUUGAAUAUGCUGCAACAGUAACUGUAAAUCCUAUGACGGCUUUGCGAAUGAUGGAAGACUUUGUUGAACUGAACCCUGGUGAUGCCAUUGUGCAAAAUGGCUCUUCUAGUAUGGUUGGACAGUGCAUUGUUCAACUUGCCAGAAUUCGUGGUGUUCAGAGCAUAAACUUGAUUCGAGAAAGACCUGGGUCAGAAGAGUUAAAAGAAAAACUGAAGAAACUUGGUGCAAAUGAAGUUUUCACAGAAAACCAAUUGGAAAUAAAGAAUGUCAAGAGUCUUCUGAACAAUAUACAAGAACCUGCUCUUGGAUUCAAUUGUGUUGGAGGAAAUGCUGCUUCUUUGGUCCUCAAGUUCUUGAGGCAGGGUGGCACAAUGGUAACCUAUGGUGGUAUGGCAAAGAAACCUAUCACAGUCUCCACAUCAUCGUUCAUAUUCAAGGACCUCUCCCUGCGGGGAUUCUGGCUACAAAAAUGGAUGAACACAGAGAAAGCACAAGAUUGCAGAGCUAUGGCCAAUCAACUCCUCAGCUUUGUCGAACAAGGAGAAUUAAAAUACGAGAUGGAGCUAGUUCCGUUCAUCGAAUUCGACACAGCACUGAACAAUGCACUGGGCAAAUCAGGAAGUCGUCCAAAACAGGUCCUCACAUUCUAGUAAGAUGUUUUGAAAUGCUAUUUGUAUCUCAUCUCAUGCACACUUGUUUUUUCCCUUGUAUCAUAUCCAUGUAUGUGUGUGUAUUAAUGAAAUUUAAAAA